AUGGACUGGUCCUAUUUCCCACAAGAAGACAUAGCUGCGAGGCUACCCACCGCGUCGCAGACCAAGCUUUGCGAGCCUUGCAAGGCUCUUCUCCGAAGCGAUAGAACAGCCUACGUUGAUGAAGACGAGUGGGAAAACCAGGGUUCACGGCAAAAGUACGUCCACCACAACGACGCGCGCUCUUUCCGGAGGGCACUUGAGCUUCGCUGUGACAUCUGCGUUCGGCUUUACAAAGCGUUGAAACGGCCCUAUGGUCAGCCCUAUCUUUAUGAAAUAGAGCCGACAACCUACGAGUUAGACACUCAUCUCGAAGAUCUUACAAUGCAAGACCUGAUCUACACUUUCCACACGUUACCCGUAAUACAGGCGAAGACGAAGCGAUCUCGUGGCUCGUAG
Messenger RNA from Alternaria conjuncta, 396 nucleotides. RefSeq lists its product as uncharacterized. The transcript has 3 exons. NCBI's taxonomy places the organism in Eukaryota, Fungi, Ascomycota, Dothideomycetes, Pleosporales, Pleosporaceae. The record is from RefSeq and is a predicted model, not a curated record. Bases 1 to 396 code for a protein of 131 amino acids.